AAGCGGUGCGAGUUUAAAGCUAAUGGACACGGAAGCGAUAUUUGUUCAGCUUUAGACUCGGAAAUCACACGAACACGUUGUUUUUCUCUUGUGGUCAGGCUUCUCUUUGACUCGUCAGGAUGCCUUUGUUCUCCCAGAACCCGUUUGAGCAAGAUGUCGAGAAAUCGACCAAUGAAAACAACACAGUCGAUGACUGGGGGCUCAUUAUGGACAUCUGCGAUAAGAUUGGAACGACAGCCAAUGGACCAAAGGACAGCUUGAGAUCCAUCAUGAAGAGAGUCAACCACAAAGUGCCUCACGUUGCCAUGCAGGCCCUCAAUUUGCUCGGUGCUUGUGUGUCGAACUGCGGCAAAAUAUUCCACUUGGAAAUCUGCUCGAGGGAGUUUGCCAGUGAAGUGCGCAGCGUUCUGGGCAGAGCCCACCCUAAGGUGUGUGAGAAGCUAAAGGCUCUGAUGGCAGAGUGGGCGGAGGGCUUCCAGAAGGAUCCACAGCUCAGUCUGAUCAGCGCCACCAUCAAGUCUCUGAAGGAGGAGGGCAUCAGCUUCCCCGCCGCGUCCUCACAGGGUUCCACCACAAAGGUCGGCCCUCCCGCUGUCGUCAAAGAACCGGAGGAUGACCUGGCCAAAGCCAUCGAGCUGUCCCUGCAGGAGCAGAAGCAGCAGGUGGAGACGCGACCCCUGGCCCUGACCUCCGACCCCCCGACCUACACCAACGGCAGCGGGGGGCCGGAGGCUCGGAAGGUGCGAGCGCUGUACGACUUCGAGGCGGCUGAAGAUAACGAGCUGACCUUCAAAGCUGGAGAACUUAUUCUGGUUUUGGACGACAGCGAUCCAAACUGGUGGAAAGGAGAGAACCACAGAGGAGUCGGGCUUUUCCCUUCCAACUUCGUCACAACCAAUCUGAAUGCCGAGCCAGAGACAGUGGCUUUUGUUGAAAAGGCUUCCACUCCCGAGGAGACGGUUGAGGAAACCAAAGAUGAGCCCGAGCCCGUCUGCAUCGACGAGGGGAAGAUGGACAGAACUCUGGCUCUGCUGCAGAAUGCCGAUCCUGCAGAUCCGGCUCCAGAUUCUGCAGAGCUGAUCCAGCUGGAGGGUGCAUGCGAACAGAUGAACCCGAUGAUUGAUGAGAGGCUACAGGAGAUCGACAGGAAACACUCUGAGUUGUCCGAGCUGAAUGUGAAAGUCCUGGAGGCGCUGGAGCUUUACAACAAGCUGGUGAACGAGGCUCCGUUCUACUCCACCUACUCCAAGAUGCAGGCGCAGUACAAUCCAGCCGGCUCAGCUGUGCCCAUGCAGGGCUACAUGGGUCCGGCCGGUGGUCCCUACAUGCCUCCAGUGAUGCCUCAGGUUCCUCCUCAGCCCUACACUCUGCCCAGCGACCAGCCGGGGCCGCUGCACUCGAUGCCCCCCAACGUCUCUGCUCCACCCAACGGACCGGCCGCCCAGCCUCCAUACAUGAGCUCUGCUAUGAACACUCAGUACAUGAACCACGCCGCUGGAGCUCCGUACCAGCACCAGGUGGGCGGGGCCAUGGACAUGUCGACCUAUCACAAUGCCAGCAUGCCUCCCGUGUCCUACCCGGUGUCCGCCCCCCCGCACCAGGCUCCUCCUCCCCAGCAGCAGCAGCAGGCGGUUUACUACCAGCAGCCUCUGCUGUGAGACUCUGACCCACCGCAGACCUGAGACCAGUACACACUGCAGAUAUUUCACUUUACAGCGGUGUGUUCAUGUGGCUCACCUUCUCUGAGUGUGUGUGUGAUGAGGGCUUUAGGAAAAUUCCUUCAGCUGUUUUUUUUUUUGUGCCUGAUGAGCUGAAUUGAACACACCGCUGUGGAAGUGGAAAUAUCUGAAGUGUGUGUGUGUGUGUGUGUGAGUGUGAGUGUGAUGCCUGUUGUCGGGACGCUUUUUGUGUGUGCAUGUCCUCAGCUUCUGUACGUGAGGCCAAAAACAAAACAACACAGCGUCAGGAGUCUGCUUCUCGUCCUUCAACACAGAAGAAGAAGAAGAAGAAAAAAAGAGUUGGGUUUGACAGCCACCAACACAGGACCAUGUCAUGUACAUUUUGCAAUUCAUAGUGCAACGUAACAUCGCUAUUUCUGAAUUGAAUCCCUCUCGAAGAAUGCACCCAACAUGUCGUCUACUGAGGUGGAAACGGAGGGAAAGGCCAUGUGCACACUCAUGAAGAUACAUUACAACCCCAGAAGCAAUCCCCGUCAAUGUCUACACAGACAAAUAUUUACAUGUGCAGGUCAGAAUUAAAUAGACUAAAAUAGCAGGUCUGCAUGUAAAGCGCAAGUUAAAGAUGAACUUUUUGCACACGGCUUUGCACGGUCAGUUUAUUCAGCUUGUAUCAAUCAAAACCGUUCAUAUCUUUUCUGUCAGAUGACUGAAAAAACUAAUCUGAAACAUGUCAGAAACACAACAUUUUAAUGCGUUCAGAAGUCUCAUGUUUGUAGUUGUCAGUGACAUCAUGAACCCCAUUUGGCAGACUUUUUCAGUUAAUUUUCCCAAAUCUGUAAACAUAAUUCUUCAAUGUAUCUGCAUUAAUGUGAACAUGGCCUCUAAAGUUUUCCCUUUUUAGUUUUUUAAUGAGCGUCUUGUUUUUAAGUCUGGGUGAAUUCAUCCAAACACAGGCUCACUUCAUUCUUUGUCCUUUUCUUUCUUUGUUGUUGUGCAGUUUCACUCGUGUUUCUGCCUCGUGUGUCGGCUCUUAUUAAAUCUGGUUGGGACGCGGUGCAGAUGCUCCCGUCAGGACAAAAAGUUUUCCUUCCUCACCAGCAUCCAUCACUUUAGCUCAUCUGAGUGUUUGAAGAGAACUACAAACUAUAUUUUCAAACAUCACCGAUGUAUGUUAACCGUUCUGUGUGUGUGUAAAUGGUUAGAACAAUGCUUUCCCUGAAGCUUCACUGCCUCGUGAUGCGUUCGGAGGUUCUAUUUGAGAUAUUUAAGAUGUUCUCUAUGUGUGUGUGUUUGUUUUUUUACAUGUCUGUAUGUGUUGGAGGGCUCACCAUUAAUAAUAGGUUCUUCAUUGUAAAAUGAUUGUCAGAUUUUAGGGUUGAACUGAGAAACAGUUAGUUCUCUUUGUGUGUUUAUUAAUCUUCUGCCUCUGUUCAUGAUUAUUCCAUCAGUACCUUCCUGCCUCUCAUCUUCCAUUUAGAAGCCUGUUAGGAGUUUUAUGCAAACGCACGAUACUGAUAUUUCUCAUGUCUAUAUACUUACAAUUCAAACUUGUCAAUGUCAUUGCCUCUACUUUGAUUUAUAUAUAUAUAUAUAAAUCAAAGUAUAUAUAUAUAUAUAUAUAUAUAUAUAUAUAUAUAUAUAUAUAUAUAUAUAUAUAUAUAUUGAGACAUUAUACAUGUAUGAUUUACAUGGCUGGAGAAUGUGUAAUUAUUACUCUUACGUCUGCUUUUACUUUUUAUUUUAACACAAUUUUUCCACAAAGUUCAGAAAAGGACUAGUUGUUGAUAUGAAGAAAGAAAAAGUGGGAGAUCAUGUUGUGUUGGUUUUUAUUCUGUUUUGGGGUUAAGCUUAUUAAAUUAAGGAGCCGCUUUCAUAGAAUCUACAGUCGGGUGGCAGUAGGUCAGAACGGUCUGUUUCCUUUAUUAAAGGUUUGUAUAUUAGAUGUAAAAUACCUGGUUUUGUUGGUGACGUUGCACCUUAGCUUUGUAUCAUUUAUUUACCACUGGAUGCCUUGUUUUUUCUGUAGAAAUCAAAGAACGACACGGACAGAAACGUCAGUGAGUAACUUCAGUCUCAGAGUCCGCUGGAUAUGUAUAAUUCUGUAUAUUUAAAAUAUUCCAGGAAAAAGUCCUUUAUCCAGGAUUUAAAAAAAAAAAAAAAAACUGCUUUUUUUUAACAGAGCAAAUGUAUAAUAUUCUUUGAAAUAAAAAGAAAUUGA
Anoplopoma fimbria (sablefish) is the source of this 3897-nucleotide messenger RNA. RefSeq names its product signal transducing adaptor molecule (SH3 domain and ITAM motif) 2 (gene stam2). Gene Ontology annotation, molecular function: phosphatidylinositol binding; ubiquitin binding. NCBI's taxonomy places the organism in Eukaryota, Metazoa, Chordata, Actinopteri, Perciformes, Anoplopomatidae. Gene Ontology annotation, biological process: signal transduction. Gene Ontology annotation, cellular component: endocytic vesicle. The transcript is spliced from 14 exons. Bases 120 to 1658 code for a protein of 512 amino acids. The record is from RefSeq and is a predicted model, not a curated record.